Cynoglossus semilaevis (tongue sole) is the source of this 1894-nucleotide messenger RNA. RefSeq names its product canopy FGF signaling regulator 3 (gene cnpy3). NCBI's taxonomy places the organism in Eukaryota, Metazoa, Chordata, Actinopteri, Pleuronectiformes, Cynoglossidae. The record is from RefSeq and is a predicted model, not a curated record. The coding region runs from base 143 to 985 and encodes 280 amino acids. The transcript is spliced from 6 exons.
AUUCACGCAGCAGCAGCAGCAGCAGUAGUAACUGUGAGACGAUGUUUAACAGACGCAGGCCGUGAAAUGAAAGAAAGCAUUGGGUUUUGCAGGGUUUUAACAGCGCAGGAAUAAAUCAAAACCACAAGAGUUAAAGAAAAAUAUGGUUUUAUUUCUAUACGCGGCGGUUUUUGCCUUUAUUUCCUCAGUUACAGCAGCAGGAGGCGGCGACGAUGACUGGGUUCAUCUGCCUAACAAAUGCGAAGUCUGUAAGUUUGUUAGCAUCGAGAUGAAGUCAGCGUUUGAAGAGACGGGGAAAACCAAAGAGGUGAUCGACAGGAACUAUCAUUUCAUUGACAGCAAGGGGGCGCCACCCCUCAGAUAUGUCAAAUCGGACCUGAGGUUCAUCGAGGUGGUGGAGAACGUUUGUCAGAGGCUGCUGGAAUACAACCUGCACAAGGAGAGGACCGGCAGCAACCGGUUUGCUAAGGGCAUGUCGGAGACCUUCUCCACCCUCCAUGGUUUGGUGAACAAAGGUGUGAACGUGGUGAUGGACAUUCCCUAUGAGCUUUGGAACGAGACGUCAGCCGAGGUGGCAGAUCUGAAGAAACAGUGUGAUACAUUAGUGGAACAGUAUGAGGAAGUGAUCGAGGACUGGUACAAAGGAAGUCAAGAAGAAGACCUGACCACAUAUCUGUGUGAGAAACAUGUUCUCAAAGGACAAGAUGCAGACUGUCUGAAAGAAGAUUGGUCAAGAAAGAAAAAAGGCGACCAUGCUGCUAUUGCAGAGGACAAGAAGAAGAAGAAGAAAAAGGGUGGAAAGAAAAAGAAGACUGGAGGAGAUGAAGGAGGCUCUGAGGACGAGAAGGUGGCCAAGAAGAAGAAGGAGAAGAAGGUGAAGAAGAAGAAAAAGAGCAAAGCGUCUGUGGAGACAGAUGGAGAGGUACGCUCUGAGGAUGAUAUCCAACCGCAGGUUCCUUUGUCUGAGCAGAAGGUGGAGCUCUAAGCUUUCAUCUGUGGCUGCUAUGAACCCAAGCUCCUGGAUCAGAUCAUCUGAACUUUAUCUCCUGGAUUAGAUCAUCUAAGCAUGAGAUGUUGAAUCACAUCAGAACCUGAGCUCUCGGAUCAGAUGCACUGAGCCCAUGUUUUUGAAUUUGUGAAUUUGAUGUCUCUUGAGCUUCUCGAGAAGAUAAUCUAAAAUUACCUCCUGGAUUAGGCUUUUGCAACAAAGAGUUUUUGGAUUAGGUGACUUGAUUGUGAAUUAUAGCAACAUUUGUUACAUGAUUCAUACUUUUUAUAUAUAUUUUUUGGUCAAACAUUUUAAACAGGUUUUUCAGAGAGAUUUGAAGACAUAUGUCCUCACUUCUACAGAUUUGGAUAAAAAAAAAACUUAAAUAUAAAUAACAUUUGUUUUGGCAGAGCAAAAAACAAUGUUUUCUGUAUUAAUUCAACUAGAAAUCAAGAUUUUAUCAACCUAGUUUUCUCCCCUUUUUUGUUUGGGGUUUUCUUGAAUAAUAUUUUACCGGUCAUGAACCGGUAACUCUUACAGUAAUUCUGUUAUAAGUCCUCUUUGUUUUUCAAUCUGUGUUUAUGGAUUUUUUUAUAUUGCCAGCAGAAACAUUCUCAGUGUUUUCAGUUAGGCAGAAAAGACACGUCAGGUACACCAGAGUUAAAUAAAUUAUUUUGUGUUAGCUGUAAACUCCCUGCUAGAAACAGUGUAUGUUUAUGUCCGUCUGCGUAUGCUAGUAUUUGGCUUUUGUGCUGAAAAUACAUUUUUUGUGAAUCUUUGUUUGCUCUGAUUUUAUUUGUAUAUUGUAUUGUUUUUCCCCACAGUGUUUUUUAAUUAUGUUUUAGGUUAAAAUGCUGGACAGCAGUUGUGAAUUAAAUGAAAACAUAUUUUGAAUCAAACAACUGA